AUGGCUUAUCAGGCCACAGAUAGUGAAAUUGACUUGAAAAAAUUGGAAGAUCUUGUAGCACAUCCUGACUUUUCAAAAACCUAUGGCUUAAAAGCAAAGGAGAAACUGAAUGCUUUAAUGCCCGCAGAAAUUGAGUCUGGGAAGCAGACGGUGACAUUUAGGCACACCACAAAAGCUCAGGAGAAGACAAGAAAACGACAGCAGCCGAUAAAACUAGAGCCUCUGCCAGUGUUAAAACAAUACCAAGAUCACAAGCAGCCAGAAUACAUAUUUGAACAGAACCGGUAUCAGUUAAUGACUUAUGGAGUCCUUAAACCAUCAGCAGUGGAGAGAAGUUCUAGCAAAGCACUUUCUAUAUCAUUGGAGACUCAAGAUGCUUUGAAAAACAAGAUGCGUCAACCCUCUGAAGACCUAUACGCUCCUCCUCCUCCUAAACUGACACGUACGAAGAUUGGAAGAAGAGGUCUCUUCGGGGCCACGUCUGCUACUUAUCCUAAGUUACAUUUCCAUGACCGAGAAGAAGUUAUUAAAGCCAACAUUCGUGAUCCCUUGCAAAUCAUUAAAAUACUCCAUGAGAAUGAGCACCUUGGAUUCCUUUACAUGAUCCCUGCAGUGUCGAGGUCUUCCAUUGAAUAUGAUACAUAUAACCUAAAAAUUGUAAGUUUUGACCAUAUCAAUAAAAAUGACUACUAUACUAUUAGCCAAAAGGCAGUGAUACAUGUUUACAACGACGAUGUUGAAUUUAUUGAAAUUGAACGAUGGGAAAAGGAAUAUCAAUAUCACAAAGAACUCACUAAGAUUCCCAUAUUCGCACUUUUCCGGAAGUGGAAAGCUUUUAACGUGUGGAAGAAGAAUGUCCGCUCCAAGAAAAUUGCAGGCUGUCGGAAAUCCUUACGAAAAAACUUGUUUAUUAUUAACCCAUUUUUGAGACCAGCUCUUCUUAAAAUAAAUGAAUUAUGCUUUCAGUUAAGCUCUAUGGGACUUUGUUAUAUUGAAAAAGGUCAUACCUACACAUUGCAGGAAUUUAAAGCAGCACAAAUUGUACGACUAGGAGAGGUGACAGAGCGCCUUGAAGAAUUCCGAAAUGAAACAAAAGAGGUGGUCAGGAAGGCUUGUCGACUUGCUUUGCGUGCUGUGGGAUUUAUUCCUGAUGACUGUUUGUUUGAUCCUCAAGAGGAGAAUUUAAAAACAAAUGUUACAGGUGUUACUGAAAUGACAUUUGACUUUCCCACUUAUGGAGACUCUGAAAAAAUGACAUACACGGAACAGGCCAGCAAACGGCAUCAUUGCAUAAGACUGACAUGUUUUAUCCGUCUAAACGACUAUCUCAUUGAGAAUACUCUGCAUGUCUUAACAGUUAAUUCUGCUAACUCUCUUCUGAGCUAUCUCAUUGACAAACUAAAACGAACACCUUCAGCAGAGGUCAUUGAGAAAUGGAUUACUGAAGAGAAAGUUGAAGUCACUGACAAAAAGGCGGCCCCUGGGAUAGAAAAGCAGGAAGAAGAUGAGUCUCUCAUCCCCAUGUUCCUCACAGAACUGAUUCUGACAAUAGAGUCACUAGCCUUCGAGCCUUGUUUGGAAGACUUUCUGGAUGUUAUCUCCAAUGCAGUCAAUCAGUUUCAAAACACUGUGCUAGCAGUCCAUAAUCUCGUGCCUGAUUCAUAUUUUGAUGCUUUUACCAGCCCUUACAUUAACAACAAACUUGAAGAGAAAACCUGCGGAACUGGACCAAGCUUAGCAGAUGUAUUUGAAGAUGAUAAGUAUUUUCACACAAUUAUCUUUCAAAUAAAGGAAGCCAUUCAUGCAGCAUUUGCAUCUGCUCGCUUGUAUGCCGCGACGUUUGAAAAGUUCCAGUUAUUCUACAAGGAAAAUGAAAGUCUUGAUUUAAAUGCUCUUAAACUUCAGGAGCCUGAUGUUAAGUUCUUUAGUGAGCAACUUGAAAAAUAUCACAGAGAGCACAAGGAUGCACUCGCUCUAAAGCCCACCAGAAUUGUAGGAUUGCUGCUCAUUGACACCAAGCAACUAAAAGAAAAGCUCAUUCCAUCACCUUUGCGAUGCUUGGAGGUGUUGAAUUUAAUGCUUCCUCGUUUAAGCAAGAAAAAAGUCGAUGCCAUCAUCUCUGAGGCACAAGAUGCAGAAUACAAACUUCAGUUUAUGCCAAGUACUACCAUAGAGUAUGUUAAUAGCUUAGUGUUUCUUGAUGAAAUUCAGGAGCGGAUUGAAAGCCUUGAAGAGGAAGGAAAUACAGUGAUUAAAAUGUAUAAGCUUAUUGACCAGUAUCAGGUGGUCACACCUCCAGAAGACUUUGCUGUUUUUGCAACUAUGAAGCCAUCCAUCAUUGCUGUUCGGAAUGCCAUUGAUAAAUCAGUGGGUGACAGAGAAACAUGCAUUAAACAAUUUUGUCAGCAUUUAGGUAGAGAUCUUGAAGAACUAAACAAUGAGGUGAAUGAAAUAAAGCUACAAGCUCAGGACCCACAGAUUUUGGAUAUUUCCACUGACCCAGAAAAAAUAAAGGCCAUGUUGAGUGAUCUGCAAUACGUUCUAGAUGAUCUUCAAAAACGUGCCUUUCAGUAUAAGUCCUAUCAAAAGAAUUUCAAGGUAGAAGUGUCCAAGUUUGAUGCUUUAGAAGAAGUGUGUGCCGAGCUAAAGCUGAAACAAUUGCUCUGGGAUUCUUUAUCCGAAUGGGAUAGACUCCAGCAAGAUUGGUUACAGUCCAGAUUUGACUGCCUGGAUCCAGAACUCCUCAACAGUCAGGUUUCCAAAUAUGCUAAGUUUGUGACUCAGUUAGAGAAAGGCUUGCCACCCAACAAUGUCGUACCCCAGCUCAAAAGUAAAGUGGAAAAAAUGAAAGAAAAGCUUCCAGUUAUCGUUGACUUGAGGAACCCAACUCUGAAGGCCAGACAUUGGGCAAUGAUUGAACAGACUAUUGAUGCUCACCUGGUGGAUGUUGAAAUUCCACUAACCUUGGAGAGGCUCGCUGAAUUGCAUGUCUUUGACUUUGGCCAAGAAAUCCAGGACAUAUCUGGGCAAGCAUCUGGAGAAGCUUCCUUAGAAACGAUUCUCAAAAAAGUGGAGGAUUCGUGGAAAACAACUGAAUUUGUCAUUCUCACUCACCGUGAUGCCAAAGAUGUAUUUAUUCUGGGAGGUACAGAUGACAUACAGGUCCUUCUUGAUGACAGCACCAUCAACAUCGCAACCAUUGCCUCAUCACGUUACGUGGGUCCACUGAAGACCCGAGUGGAUGAGUGGCAGAAACAACUCACGUUAUUUAAUCAAACACUGGAAGAAUGGCUGAAUUGCCAAAGAAAUUGGCUCUAUCUGGAAAGUAUUUUUAAUGCUCCUGAUAUUCAGAGGCAACUGCCUGCUGAGGCCAAGAUGUUCCUGCAGGUGGAUAAGUCCUGGAAGGAAAUCAUGAGGAAGGUGAACAGGCUGCCUAACGCUCUUCGAGCCGCUACUCAGCCAGGGCUUCUGGAGACUUUUCAAAACAAUAAUGCAUUACUUGACCAAAUUCAGAAGUGUCUAGAAGCAUAUUUAGAAUCAAAAAGAGUUAUCUUCCCAAGAUUUUACUUCUUGUCAAAUGAUGAACUUUUGGAGAUUUUGGCCCAGACACGAAACCCCCAGGCUGUGCAGCCCCACUUGCGGAAAUGCUUUGACUCCAUUUCAAGGCUCGAGUUUGCACUCAUGCCUCCUACUGAAGGGAAAAUUCCUGGCAUUGAUACAGAGCCAGAGAAGGUUUAUACUAAUGAUAUUUUGGCCAUGCUGUCACCAGAGGGAGAAAGGGUUGGCUUGGGAAAAGGCCUCAAGGCCCGAGGCAAUGUGGAAGAAUGGCUGGGUAAAGUGGAAGAAGCCAUGUUCUCAUCUCUGCGUCGCCUGUGCAAAGCUGCCAUGGCUGACUACCAGGGGAAACUGAGGACAGAAUGGGUGAUCGCUGGCCAUGCUUCACAGGUCAUUCUGACCAUUUCUCAAAUCAUGUGGUGCCGUGAUUUGACGGAGUGUCUACAAACAGAAGAGCAGAAUCAUUUAGAGGCCCUGGAAGCCUUUGAAAAAGUCAAUUUUGAGAGAUUAAAUGCCCUGGCUGCACUAGUUCGAGGCAGUCUUCCUAAAAUACACAGAAACAUUAUAACUGCACUGAUUACCAUCGAUGUGCAUGCAAGAGAUAUAGUCACUGAACUUGUGCAAGCCAAGGUAGACACAGUCGACUCCUUUGACUGGCAGAGGCAACUGCGCUAUUACUGGGAUGUUGACUUGGAUAAUUGCGUAGCUAGAAUGGCACUUUCUCAGUACACUUAUGGCUAUGAAUAUUUGGGAGCCUGUCCAAGACUAGUUAUUACUCCUCUCACGGAUCGCUGCUAUCUUUGCCUCAUGGGGGCCCUGCAGCUUGACCUAGGGGGUGCACCGGCUGGUCCUGCUGGCACUGGGAAAACAGAGACCACCAAAGACCUAGCAAAGGCUCUGGCCAUCCAAUGCGUGGUCUUCAAUUGUUCUGAUGGCUUGGACUACAAGAUGAUGGGGCGCUUCUUCAGUGGCUUGGCACAGUCUGGGGCCUGGUGCUGCUUUGAUGAAUUUAAUCGAAUUGACAUUGAAGUUUUGUCAGUUAUCGCUCAGCAACUUAUCACCAUCAGAAAUGCCAAAGCCGCAAAGCUCUUCAGAUUCAUGUUUGAGGGGCGGGAAAUAAAGCUGAUCAUGACUUGUGCAGCCUUUAUCACAAUGAAUCCUGGAUAUGCAGGCAGAACCGAAUUGCCAGAUAAUUUGAAAGCCCUGUUUAGACCAUUUGCGAUGAUGGUGCCAAAUUAUGCUUUAAUUGCAGAGGUAAUUCUAUAUUCUGAAGGAUUUGAAUCGAGUAAAGUAUUAGCACGAAAGAUGACUCAGAUGUACAAGCUCUGCAGUGAACAGCUGUCUCAGCAGGAUCAUUAUGACUUUGGCAUGAGAGCUGUAAAGUCUGUACUGGUCAUGGCUGGAUCUUUAAAAAGAGAGAACCCAGACCUAAGCGAAGACGUGGUACUGAUAAGAGCUUUGCGAGACUCCAACUUGCCAAAAUUUCUAACAGAUGAUGCUCUUCUGUUCAGUGGAAUCAUAUCUGAUCUCUUCCCUGGAGUCCAAAUUCCAGAACAUGAUUAUGGUAUUUUACAGUCAACAAUUGUGGAUGUCAUGAAUGAACAAAACCUUCAGCCUGAGAUGUGUAUGGUUAAAAAAGUGAUACAGUUCUAUGAGACUAUGCUUGUGAGGCAUGGUGUUAUGUUAGUUGGGCCAACAGGAGGUGGUAAGACCACAGUUUACCAAGUCCUGGCAGAAACCUUAGGGAAUUUACAGAAACUUGGGCUAAGCAAUCCCUUUUAUCAAGCAGUGAAAACUUACGUUCUUAAUCCUAAAUCAAUCACGAUGGGUGAAUUAUAUGGUGAAGUAAAUAACAUAACCUUGGAAUGGAAAGAUGGUUUGAUGGCCUUAAGUGUGAGAGCAGCUGUAAAUGAUACUUCAGAAGACCACAAAUGGAUCAUAAGUGAUGGACCAGUGGAUGCUCUUUGGAUUGAAAAUAUGAAUACAGUAUUAGAUGAUAACAAGAUGCUUUGCCUGGCUAACAGUGAAAGAAUUAAGCUCACACCUCAAAUCCACAUGCUGUUUGAGGUACAAGAUCUAAAGGUAGCCUCUCCUGCAACAGUCAGUCGAUGCGGAAUGGUGUUUGUGGAUCCUGAAGAACUGAAAUGGAUGCCUUAUGUGAAAACAUGGAUGAAAGGUAUUUCUAACAAAUUGAAUGAGGAAACUCAAGAAUACUUACUGAACCUUUUCCAACGUUAUGUGGAAGAUGGGUUACAUUUUGUCAAUAAAAAGUGCACCCAGGCCAUCCCACAAGUGGACAUCAGCAAAGUUACAACGCUCUGCUGCCUGUUGGAGUCUCUGUUGUUUGGCAAAGAUGGAUGUAACUUGGCAAUGGAGCAAAUGAAACUGAACUCUUUGAUAUGUCAGACUUUUGUAUUCUGUUAUUUAUGGUCUUUGGGUGGAAACUUAACUGAAAACUAUUCAGAUUCUUUUGAUACAUUUAUUAGAACACAAUUUGAAGAUAAUCCUGAUGCCAGGCUGCCCAGUUCCGGUGACCUGUGGAGCAUUCACGUGGACUUUGAAACCAAGCGGAUGGAUCCUUGGGAACGAAUCAUACCCGCCUUCAAAUACAGUCGGGACGUUCCAUUCUUUGAAAUGCUUGUCCCCACAACUGACACAGUGCGCUAUGGGUAUUUAAUGGAAAAACUACUGGCCGUUAAGCAUUCCGUGUUGUUCACUGGCAUCACUGGAGUGGGCAAGUCUGUUAUUGCAAAAGGAUUGCUAAAUAGAAUUCAAGAAUCUGCUGGCUAUGUCCCUGUUUAUCUAAAUUUUUCUGCUCAAACGUCAUCUGUAAGGACACAAGAGAUCAUUGAGUCAAAACUGGAAAGAAAACGGAAAAAUAUUCUAGGAGCACCAGGAAACAAACAAGUUGUGAUAUUUGUUGAUGAUUUAAACAUGCCCAGACUAGAUCGCUAUGGCUCUCAGCCUCCAAUUGAAUUACUUCGACAGUAUCAAGAUUUUGGUGGAUUUUAUGACAGAAACAAACUUUUUUGGAAAGAAAUACAGGAUGUGACCAUCGUGUCCGCCUGUGCGCCUCCAGGAGGCGGCCGCAACCCCGUGACGCCCCGCUUCAUCCGGCACUUCAGCAUGCUGUGUCUCCCCAUGCCCUCAGAGCACAGCCUGAAACAGAUUUUUCAGGCCAUCUUAAAUGGCUUUCUGAGUGACUUCCCACCAGCUGUAAAGCAAACUGCAUCAAACAUUGUAGAAGCUGCAGUUGAAAUUUAUAACAGGAUGAGCGUUGAUCUCCUACCAACACCAGCCAAGUCCCACUAUGUCUUUAACUUGAGGGAUUUAUCCAAAUGUGUGCAAGGUAUUCUUCAGUGUGAUUCAGGAACAAUAAGAGAAGAAAUGCAGAUAUUCCGACUCUUUUGCCACGAAUGCCAAAGAGUAUUCCAUGAUCGUUUGAUUAAUAAUGAAGACAAGCACUACUUCCAUGUUAUCUUGACAGAAAUGGCCAACAAACAUUUUGGAAUUUCAAUUGAGCUGGACUAUUUUUUAACCAAGCCCAUCAUAUUUGGAGAUUUCAUUAAGUUUGGAGCAGAUAAAGAGGAUCGAAUUUAUGAAGAUUUACCUGAUAUGGAAAAAAUCUCAAAUGUUCUACAGGACUACCUUGAUGAUUAUAACCUCAUAAACCCUAAAGAAGUAAAGUUGGUGUUUUUCCAGGAUGCUAUAGAACAUGUUUCAAGAAUUGCCAGGAUGAUCCGCCAAGAAAGAGGGAACGCCCUGUUAGUGGGAGUAGGAGGCACAGGAAAGCAAUCUCUCACCAGACUCGCAGCUCACAUAUGUGGUUACAAAUGCAUGCAGAUCGAACUCAGCCGGGGAUAUAAUUAUGACACUUUUCAUGAAGACCUGAGGAAGUUGUACAAAAUGGCUGGUAUAGAAGACAAAGAUAUGGUUUUCCUUUUCACCGACACCCAGAUCGUAGUGGAGGAGUUCCUAGAAGACAUAAAUAACAUUCUGAAUUCGGGUGAAGUGCCUAAUUUAUUUGAAAAAGAUGAACUGGAACACGCUUUAGCAGCCACCAGACCAAAAGCAAAAGAAGCUGGAAUUCCCGAGGGGAACAGAGAUGAGGUGUUCCAAUACUUUAUCAGCAGAGUCCGUCAGAAGCUACACAUUGUUCUCUGCAUGAGCCCGGUUGGGGAGGCCUUUCGUUCCCGAUGCCGGAUGUUUCCAUCCCUUGUGAACUGCUGCACCAUUGACUGGUUUGUCCAAUGGCCCAGGGAAGCGCUUCUUUCUGUGUCAAAGACGUUUUUCUUAUCUGUUGACACGGGUAGUGAAGAACUGAAAGAAAGGCUUUCCCUCAUGUGCGUGAACGUUCACUUGAGCGUCUCCCAGCUCGCAGACCGCUAUUACGCCGAGCUCCGCCGGCGGUACUACACGACCCCCACCUCCUACCUGGAGCUCAUCAACCUCUACCUGUCGAUGCUCACUGAGAAAAGGAAGCAGCUGGUCACAGCAAAAGAUCGGGUGAAAAAUGGUCUCACCAAGCUACUAGAAACAAAUGUACUAGUAGAUAAAAUGAAAUUAGAGCUUUCAGCUUUAGAACCUGUGCUUAUAGCAAAAUCUCAAGAUGUUGAAGCUCUAAUGGAAAAAUUGGCAAUAGAUCAAGAAAACGCUGAUCAGGUCCGUAGUGUUGUGCAGGAAGAUCAAGCAACAGCAAAAGUGAAAGCAGAAGAAACCCAAGCAAUAGCAGACGAUGCUCAAAGAGAUCUUGAAGAAGCACUGCCUGCCCUGGAUGCUGCCAAUAGGGCACUGGAUUCCUUGGACAAGGCAGAUAUAUCUGAGAUCCGAGUUUUCACCAAGCCCCCAGAUUUGGUCAUGACUGUGAUGGAAGCCAUCUCCAUUCUCUUAAAUGCCAAACCUGAUUGGCCAACAGCAAAGCAACUUCUUGGGGAUUCUAACUUUCUGAAAAGGCUUUUAGACUAUGAUAAGGAAAACAUAAAGCCUCAGAUCUUGGCAAAACUUCAGAAGUAUAUUAAUAAUCCUGACUUUGUACCUGAAAAAGUAGAGAAAGUGUCCAAAGCAUGUAAGUCCAUGUGUAUGUGGGUACGAGCAAUGGAUUUGUACUCACGCGUAGUCAAGAUAGUUGAACCAAAGAGACAAAAACUUCGAGCGGCACAGGCUGAACUUGAUGUUACAAUGGCUACCCUGAAAGAAAAGCAAGCAUUGCUGAAACAAGUAGAAGAUCAAAUACAGGCCUUACAAGACAAGUAUGAAAGAAGCAUAAAUGAAAAAGAACGUCUAUGUAAGAACAUGGCCCUGACAAAUGCUCGCCUAAUACGUGCCGGAAAGCUGACAGCUGCAUUAGGAGAUGAGCAGGUCCGAUGGGAAGAAAGCAUACAAAAAUAUGAGGAGGAACUAUCAAACAUCAUUGGGAAUGUGUUCAUAGCUGCAGCCUGUGUGGCUUAUUACGGGGCUUUCACGGCUCAGUACAGGCAAUCGCUUAUAGAAUACUGGACUGCGGACUGCCAGCAACUGGAGAUCCCAAUUGAUCCUGCCUUCAGUCUCAUUAACAUCCUCGGAGAUCCCUAUGAAAUAAGGCAGUGGAACACAGAUGGACUGCCUCGUGAUGUGACAUCCACAGAAAAUGGCAUUUUGGUUACUCAAGGGAGACGGUGGCCUCUGAUGAUUGACCCCCAGGAUCAGGCCAACCGUUGGAUAAGGAACAAGGAAAGCAAAAGUGGGUUAAAGAUCAUUAAACUUACAGAUAGUAAUUUCUUGAGAUUACUUGAAAAUUCCAUUCGACUUGGUUUACCUGUCUUACUGGAAGAGCUCAAAGAAACCCUGGAUCCCGCUCUAGAACCUAUUCUUUUGAAACAGACAUUCAUCAGUGGUGGGAGACUACUGAUUCGUCUCGGAGACUCAGACAUUGAUUACGAUAAAAACUUCCGGUUCUAUAUGACCACCAAGAUGCCAAAUCCCCAUUACCUGCCUGAGGUAUGCAUUAAAGUCACCAUCAUCAAUUUCACUGUAACCAAAUCAGGCCUGGAGGACCAGUUGUUAAGUGAUGUUGUGCGACUUGAAAAACCUGACUUGGAAGAACAAAGAAUCCAGCUCAUUGUGAGGAUCAACAGUGACAAAAACCAGCUGAAAGCUAUUGAAGAGAAGAUUCUGAGGCUGCUCUUUCAGUCUGAAGGAAAUAUUCUGGACAAUGAGGAACUUAUUGAUACCCUCCAGGAGUCAAAGAUCACUUCUGGUGCCAUUAAAAUCAGGCUGAAAGAAGCAGAAGCCACGGAGCUGAUGAUCAAUGUGGCCCGGGAGAAGUAUCGUCCAGUAGCCACUCAAGGCUCCGUGAUGUACUUUGUCAUUGCAAGCCUCUCAGAAAUAGAUCCUAUGUAUCAGUAUUCAUUGAAGUACUUUAAACAGUUAUUCAAUACAACAAUCGAAACCUCAACAAAGACAGAUGACCUACAGCUACGCUUGAACAUACUCCUGGAACAAACGCUCCUGACUGCCUACGUCAAUGUUUCCAGGGGGCUGUUUGAACAGCAUAAGCUCAUCUACAGCUUCAUGCUCUGUGUGGACAUCAUGCGUCAGCAUGGAUUAGUAACCGAAGCCGAAUGGAAUUUCUUCCUGCGAGGCUCUGCAGGGAUGGAAAAGGAGCGGCCUCCUAAACCGGAAGUGCCCUGGCUACUUCCUGCCAUGUGGUUUGCAUGCUGUGACUUGGAAGAAUCAUUUCCAGUUUUUCAAGGCCUCACAGAAGAUUUGCUAAUCAAUCCCAUUUCCAUAGUCUUAGGAAAUUUUGAGACUUUUAUUAACCCAGAGUAUUGGGAAGGCUAUCCUGAAGUGAAUCUAGAAGAUGAAAAUGAUGCUAUAGAGUCAUCUUGGAAUUCUGAGUUGAGCUCUUUCCACAAACUAAUUCUCAUUAAAUGUUGUAAAGAAGAAAAGGUGGUUUUUGCUCUUACAGACUUUGUGAUAGAGAACCUUGGGAAGCAGUUUAUAGAGACGCCACCCGUGGACUUGGCUACUCUGUAUCAGGACAUGUCGAGCUCCACGCCCCUGGUGUUCAUCCUAAGCACGGGCUCAGAUCCCAUGGGCGCGUUCCAGAGAUUCGCCCGCGAAAGUGGCUAUUCCGAGCGAGUGCAGUCAAUUUCACUGGGACAAGGACAAGGACCCAUUGCUGAGAAAAUGAUCAAGGAUGCCAUGAAAACAGGAAACUGGGUGUUUUUGCAGAACUGCCAUCUCGCUGUUUCUUGGAUGCUGGCAAUGGAAGAGCUCAUCAAAACCUUCACAGACCCAAAGUCUGUUAUCAAAGACACUUUCCGACUGUUUCUAAGCUCCAUGCCUAGUAGUACAUUUCCUGUUACAGUGCUUCAGAAUUCGGUCAAGGUGACCAACGAACCUCCAAAAGGCUUACGUGCAAAUAUCAGGCGAGCAUUUACUGAAAUGUCAUCUUCAUUUUUUGAGGAAAAUAUACUUGGGAGAAAAUGGAGGCAAAUAGUGUUUGGCAUUUGCUUCUUCCAUGCAAUUAUUCAGGAGAGAAAGAAGUUUGGCCCCCUUGGUUGGAAUAUCUGCUAUGAAUUUAACGACAGUGACCGAGAAUGUGCUUUACUGAAUCUCAACCUGUACUGUCAAGAAGGAAAGAUUCCCUGGGAUGCACUAAUUUACAUUACCGGUGAAAUCACAUACGGUGGUAGAGUGACAGACACCUGGGAUCAAAGAUGCCUCCGUACUGUCUUGAAGAGAUUUUUCUCUCCUGAAACAUUACAUUCUCAAUAUAAAUACUCUGAAUCAGGCAUCUACUUUGCACCCCUGGCUGACAGUCUACAAGAGUUUAAGGACUACAUUGAAAAUCUGCCUUUGAUAGAUGACCCAGAGAUUUUUGGAAUGCAUGAAAAUGCCAACCUUGUUUUCCAGUAUAAAGAGACCAACACUUUGAUCAAUACUGUACUGGAGAUCCAGCCAAGAUCAUCUUCUGGUGGAGAGGGAAAAAGCAAUGAUGAAAUUGUCCAAGAACUUGUGGCUUCUAUCCAGUCUAGAGUUCCAGAGGUGCUGCAGAUGGAGGGCGCUGUUGAAAGCCUUUUUGUCAAGGAUCCUCAAGGACGCCUGGACUCCUUGACCACCGUUCUUGGCCAAGAAGUGGACCGGUUUAACAACCUGCUGAAGUUAAUACAUAUUUCUCUACAAACACUAGACAAGGCCAUUGCUGGGCUUGUGGUGAUGUCUGAAGAAAUGGAAAAGGUUUAUAACAGUUUCCUCAACAACCAGGUCCCUUCUCUGUGGUCCAACUCAGCCUACCCAUCCUUGAAACCACUGGGAUCAUGGGUCAAAGAUCUUAUUCUGAGAACUGCAUUUCUGGAUUUGUGGCUCAAGAGAGGACAGCCGAAGUCCUUUUGGAUCUCAGGUUUCUUCUUUCCUCAAGGAUUUCUAACAGGAACUCUUCAAAACCAUGCUCGGAAAUACAAUUUGCCAAUAGAUGAGCUGAGUUUCCAGUAUAACUUGAUUCCCACCUACCGGGAUCAAGCUGCAGUAAUAGAGGCUGCCAAGAUGGUGCAGUUUGGAGAGGAAUUACCCAUGGACCUAGAGCUGCCUACUCCUGAGGAUGGUGUUCUUGUUCACGGGAUGUUCAUGGAUGCUUCUCGAUGGGAUGAUGAUGACAUGGUCAUAGAAGAUGCACUGCCAGGACAGAUGAAUCCAAUGUUGCCUGUAUUGCAUUUUGAACCACGACUAAAUUACGAACCAAGACCAAGUCUUUACCACUCCCCACUCUAUAAAACAGGGGCCCGCGCAGGAACACUGUCCACCACAGGUCAUUCCACUAACUUCGUGGUGACAGUCCUCUUACCAUCCAACCGCCCCAGCGACUACUGGAUUGCCAAGGGGUCAGCUCUGCUCUGCCAGCUGAGUGAGUGA
This is a messenger RNA of Perognathus longimembris pacificus (Pacific pocket mouse), 12447 nucleotides long. RefSeq names its product dynein axonemal heavy chain 6 (gene Dnah6). Gene Ontology annotation, biological process: microtubule-based movement. The transcript has 76 exons. Lineage: Eukaryota; Metazoa; Chordata; Mammalia; Rodentia; Heteromyidae. Gene Ontology annotation, molecular function: dynein intermediate chain binding; ATP binding; minus-end-directed microtubule motor activity. Gene Ontology annotation, cellular component: dynein complex. The record is from RefSeq and is a predicted model, not a curated record. Bases 1 to 12447 code for a protein of 4148 amino acids.